Molecule: messenger RNA, 6031 nt
Organism: Balearica regulorum gibbericeps (East African grey crowned-crane)
Lineage: Eukaryota; Metazoa; Chordata; Aves; Gruiformes; Gruidae
Source: RefSeq, a predicted model, not a curated record
AGCGAAGACACUCCAGUGGGGAUGAGUUUCCUCCGUGUUGCCGCUCAUGACAAUGACCAAGGUGUGAAUGCUGCCGUCACAUACUCAAUGUUAGAGCAGCAAGUGGAAUACUUCCAGAUCAACCCCAGCACGGGCUGGGUAUACGUGAACCGCCUGCUAUCCCAGACAACGCGCAUCAGUCGCUACAUUGCAGCAACAGAUGGAGGGAACAGAAGCAGCACUGUGGAGCUGAUGGUAACUGUCACUAAUGCACUCAGCCAGCCACCCCAGUGGGAGCAGAGCAGAUACUGGGUAACCAUCCCCGAAAACACCAUUCGUGACACCAAGAUAGUGACCAUCAAAGCCACAUCCCCUCUUGGUGAUCCCAGGGUUACGUAUAAUCUGGAGGAGGGUCAAGUUCCAGAGACUAACAUGCCAGUUCGUUUCUAUCUGAAGCCAAACAGAGCUGAUGGAUCUGCUUCUCUUCUAGUCGCUGAACCACUUGACUUUGAGACAACUAAGUUUUUCACCCUGACAGUCCGGGCGCAAAACGUAGCAAUGACCCCUUUAGCUUCCUUUACCACUGUUUGUGUGAACAUAACAGAUGUCAAUGAUAAUGUUCCAUUCUUCGUGUCUUCUAACUACGAGGUGUCUGUGCCAGAAGGAGCUGAUGUUGGCACAUCUGUGGUUCAGGUGUUAGCUACGGACUUGGAUUCUGGCCUACAUGGAGAGGUGCACUACUUAAUAUUGAAAGAUGCUAGUGAGGAUUACCAAUUCUUCACCAUUGAGCCUGAGACAGGAAUUAUUUCCACCCAUGCCUCUUUUGACAGAGAGAAAAGAGCCUCUUACUUGAUUGAAAUUCAGUCUCAGGACUCUUCAGAAUCUGCUAGACCUGGUGUUCACGGGCAGCCCAACACAGACACAGCCUACGUAAGGAUUUUUGUCAGUGAUGUGAAUGACAACACUCCGUCAUUUCCUCGGUCAGUGUAUGAGGUCAGCAUAGAUGAGGACAGGGAUGUUGGAAGUCCCGUUGUGACAGCAACAGCAGAUGAUAAAGAUGAGGGUGCAAAUGCCAAACUAAGGUAUCAGAUCACAUCAGGAAAUGUGAAAGGAGUUUUUGAUGUGGAACCUGAGGUUGGAACUGUCUUCAUUGCUCAGCCUCUGGAUUAUGAACAAGACCAACGUUAUGAGCUCCGGCUUGUAGCUUCUGAUGGAAAAUGGGAAAACCACACUCUUAUCAUCAUCAAUGUCAUCAAUAAAAAUGAUGAAGCACCAGUCUUCACUCAGAACGAAUACCAGGGCAAUGUCUUGGAGGAGCUCACAGAUCUGCCUGUACUUGUCCUAAAGGUUUCUGCAACAGACCCUGACCAAGCGGCUGAUCAAAAUGCCAUUAACUAUUCCCUGCACGGACAGGGGGCUAGCAGCGAAUUCAGCAUCAAUGAGAACACAGGCGAGAUCAGCGCAAAUAAAAGGUUAGACCGUGAGAAGCGAUCAACGUGGCGCUUUCUUGUUCUUGCAACAGAUGAGAGCGGAGAAGGACUGACUGGCUUUGCAGAUGUGAUCAUAGAAGUGAGGGAUGUGAAUGACAAUGAACCCCUUUUCCUCUGUGCGUUGGAUGGCUGUUUCAUGGGCCACGUACCUGAGGAUUCUCCAGCAGACACUCCUGUCAUGGAAAUGACAGCAGUGGACCUUGAUGACCCAAAGGCUGGUAUGAAUGCUGUGCUAACAUACAGCAUCAUUCAGAACGUCCAAAAUGAAAUUAAUCUGAACUUGUUCUCAAUUGACUCAGUUAGUGGCACCAUCUAUACAGUGCUCAGGUCCCUGGAUCGGGAGAAGGAAGACAAAUACCUAGUAGUGGUUGAGGCCAGAGAUGGAGGAGGGCUUACUGGGACAGGCACCGCCACUAUUUUAGUGACUGAUGUAAACGAUCAUGCUCCAGUCUUUCUGCAAAGGAUCUACACGGCAUUUGUCUCUGAGAAUGCGAGUCUUAACACUGAGGUGGCAGUGGUGUCUGCUGUGGACAGAGAUGAGGGAGAAAAUGCCAUGGUGACAUUCAGCAUCCUUGAUGGGGACAACGACCGCAAGUUCUCCAUAGAGACAGAUGAAGUCAACAACUGUGGGUUUAUUCGACUACGAAAGCGGAUUGACUUUGAGAAGCCUCAUGAGAGGGUGUUCAAUUUGACUGUGAAAGCAGAGGACACGGAGUUCUUCAGCAUUGCUCACUGCGUGAUCUAUGUGGAAGACUCCAAUGACCAUGCUCCUGUCUUCUACCCCCAGUUCUAUGAAGUGGCUGCAUUAGGGGAAGAUGCGCUAGUUGGCACCAAAGUUGUUCAGGUUUCUGCUGUUGACUUGGAUUCUGGCCUGAACGGAAGGUUCUCUUUCCACCUGCUAAACAAGUCUGACCCAGGUGGACAUUUCUCUGUGACUAGUGAUGGGUGGGUGGUGGUUGCAGGACUGCUGGAUCAUGAGACAGUGACACAGUACCAGCUCAUUGUCAUUGCCACUGAUAUGGGGCAGCCCCCUCUGACUAGCAGUGCCACUGUUUUAGUGACUUUGCAGGACAUAAAUGACAACGGGCCAGAGUUUGAGGCUCAUUAUAACCCAGUGGUCUGGGAAAACACAGCUUCUCCACAGGUCGUCCAAAUGAACGAGACCUCUACGUUGCUGUACGCUAAGGACCGAGACACUGCUGCUAACGGAGCACCUUUCUCCUUUCACCUUCUCAGUGAUUUCGAUAGUUUGACUAACUUCAACUUGCAGGACUUCCACAACGGCAGUGCCCUGCUCACCGCACUGCGUACCUUUGACAGGGAAGUGCACAAGGUGUUCUACCUGCCCAUCCUGAUCACAGACAGCGGGAUCCCGCCAAUGAGCUCCACCAACACACUGACUGUGAAUAUCGGAGACCAAAAUGACCACCCGCAUUCUGCUGGCUACAUGGAAUGUCUCAUUUACAGCUAUGAUGGUAUCCUCCCCACGACUGUACUGGGCCAGGUCCGUGCCCCUGAUGAUGAUGACUGGGAUCACAAAAUCUACCAAUUUGAAGGAAAAACAUCAAGGUACUUUAUCCUUAAUGAUAACUCAGGUUUGCUGACUAUUAAAGAAGGAACCCCACCAGGAACCUACAACAUAAGAGUCAGAGUCAUUGAUGGAGUCUGGCCAGAUGUUGUCUCAACUGUAAAGGUUACGGUGAAGGAAAUCAAAGAUGAUGGCCUGCGUAAUGCUGGUUCUAUACGAAUAAGAGGUAUCACUCCAGAGGAGUUCAUAUCCCAAUCCCCUGAAAAACAGAGUAAAUACUACCAGAUGAAGAAGCUGCUUUCAGAAAUUAUAUCAGUCCAAGUCGAAAACGUUCACAUUUUCAGUGUAUUAAAUAGUGCAAGUCCAACCCAAGGGGUUGAUGUUUGGUUUGCAGUUUAUGGUCCACCCUAUUAUAAAGCAGAAAAACUUAAUGGUAAUGUAGCAGCCUCCAGAGCAUGGCUGGAAAACAUCUUGGAUAUAAAUAUCACCCAGAUUGGCAUUGAUGAAUGUGUGACCGCAAACUGCACUCAUAGCAGCGGAUGCAUCAGCAAGCUUGAACAGAAUCAUGUGCCAACAAUAACCACAGCUGGAAGCAUUUCACUGGUGUCUGUGACAGUCCUGAGUCAUGCCCUGUGUGGCUGUGCAGCUCGGGAGAGUCCUCGUCUCUCCUGCUCCUCAUACCAGACAAACCCUUGUCUCAAUGGUGGCACAUGUGUGGAUACUGAUUUGGGCUACAGAUGCAAAUGUUCUGCAAAUUUCCAUGGACCAGACUGCCAGCAGACAAAACACAGCUUCAGAGGACAUGGUUAUGCCUGGUUCCCUCCUCUUAAGCCUUGCUUUGAGAGCCGCAUCUCCUUAGAGUUUAUCACUGAAGUCGCCGACGGCCUUCUGCUGUACCACGGACCAGUGGCGCGAGGGCAGCCAGGAGAACAAGAAGAUUUCAUUGCAUUAGAGCUCUCUGGUGGCAUCCCGUCGCUAACCGUGAGCCACAGCUCUGGUGAGCUUUUCCUGCAGCUGUCACGAAAAGUUAACGUUGCAGAUCGCCGCUGGCAUAAUAUAAAAAUUAUAAAUGAUGGAAAGACAGUGAAGCUGAUUCUUGACCACUGCGUAAAUGUCUCAAUUAGAGGUGAUGACAGUGUCAUUAAGAAGCUCUCCCAAAUGGAUCUCUCUGCCUGUGAAGCCUCUGAAGAGACUGUGGGAAUUCAGAGCAUGGGUAGGCUCUUCAGUGGCCGUCAGCCCCUGCAGCUGGGUGGAGUUAAGAAGACUUUGCCUUACCAUGAUUCACAAAGGCGCUUCAGAGGGUUUGUUGGCUGCAUCCGCAAUGUCAUUGUUGAUAGUAAGGUCUAUGAUUUAGAGCACCCUGCAGAGUCCUUGAACAGCUCUCCCGGCUGUGUCCGUACAGAUGAGAUGUGUCAGAGCGGUGGGAUGGCCUCCUGUGGCGUCCAUGGCAAGUGUGUUGGUGGUUGGGAUUUCUUUCGCUGUGACUGUUCCCCGGGAUAUGCUGGACCAGCAUGUGAAAAAGUUCUUCCAGAAUGGGCUUUUGGAAGGGACAGUUGGAUCCAUUAUGAGCCAAGAAGCAUCCUCAGCACUCACAGCACUCAGAUCCAGCUGAUGGUGCGCACCCGUAUCUCCCACAGCACCCUUCUCAGCUUGGCCUCUGUAGAUGGGAAUGGAUACAUCCGACUGGAGGUGAUUGAGGGUUUCUUUAGCGUUAACUUCAGCUUGGGGGACAAAAGUCACUCUCUGAGAAUGAGGACAUUACGUAUAAACAACGGCCAGUGGGUUCUUCUGACCAUGGAGCGAUACAACAAUGAAUUUACCCUGCGUGUUAACAGUGGUGGAGGUGAUCAAGAAGUGACCUCUGUCUUGGGUACAAAUAGAUGGUUUGAAAUGGAUUGGGCAAGCAUCGUGCUAGGAAACCACCUUCCUAAUCAUUCAGAGAGCGAUUUCCAAGGUUGUAUGCGUGAUGUCCAGCUGAAUGGUCAGCCACUUCUCGUGGAAGGCAAAAGCACGGAGUUUGGCUUAAUUCUGAGGCGGCAAGGUGUCACGAUGGGAUGCCAUUCCAGUGCCUGCAGCAGCCAGCCCUGUUACAGCCCUUUCCUUUGUGUAGACCUGUGGAGAAAAUACGAAUGCCGGUGUCCAGCUGGGAAAGUAGAAGUGACUGACAGCCUUACAGGGCUCAGACACUGCACCUCAUCACCUUGUGGACACUGGACCUGUAGGAAUGGGGGCACCUGUGUGGCUCAAUCCCAAGACAAGACCAUCUGCCAAUGCCCUGAAGGUUACAAGGGAAGAUGGUGUGAAAUUAGCCAAGUGAAGGCUGGAAGACCUGUCGGACUCAGCUCUGGCUCUAUUCUCGCAAUCAGCAUGUGCCUCCUUGUCUUCCUAGCACUCUUGGUCUCCUACACGGUGUGGAGUCAGUGGGGAAGCUCAGGGUUUCGGAAAGGAGGAGUUUACCACAUUCCUGAAGAGCGUGAAAGCUGGGAGGAUGUUAGAGAAAAUGUCUUCAAUUAUAAUGAAGAAGGAGGUGGAGAACAUGACCAGAAUGCUUAUGAUAUAGAUGAGCUGAAGAAACCUCUCCAUAUGAUUCCCCACUUUUCCUUGAAGGCAGCUGCUCCACACUCCAGGACACCCACCGGCCCAAAAAGAGACUCACUCCCAAAACAUGCACAUCAGAAACUAUCGACAUCAGCUGUUACCGGCGUCCCAGACUUCAAGGAAUACGUUUCUCAAAUAAUUUGGGAUGCAGACAAUGAUCUACAGAGUCUUCCAGCUGACACUAUUCAUUUUUACUGCUUGGAAGGGCAAUGCUCUCUAGCAGGGAGCCUUAGUUCCUUAGACUCCAUUUGUGGUGAUGAAGAUCUAAAUUGUGAUUGCCUCCAAGAGUGGGGGUCAAAGUUUGACAAGCUUAAAGAACUCUAUAAGGUCUCAAACGAACAUUUAUAACUAGCUUAAAAAGAAAUUUGACACAUUGCCAUGACAUAUGGACACUACUUUUAAAAAUGCCCUUUUUUAUAUACAAGGUACAUCAAGU